UUUACGUUGAUUUAAAAAAAAUUGUGUACCGAAUAAUCCAAAAAUCCCAUUACGAUGGUGACUUCAUAUUAUAUAAUGAAAAUGUCGCAAAACAAAAAUAGAUUCGACGCCAUUAGUUACUAUAGAAAAAUAAACGAGUCGCCGGUGAAGAAAAACACAGAUAUCGAUAGCUGUAGAAUAUGUUUACAACAAGGAAUAAUAUCAAUUUAUGGGAAUGAAGAUUCGUCAGAUAUUUUAGAAGCUUUAAGCAUUUUUGCAAAUAUUGAAAUCACAGAAGACGAUGAAUAUCCGAAACAUUUAUGUAAUUUUUGUUACAAUUUUAUUCAAGGCGCUAUUUUAUUUAGAAAAGCAGCUAAGAAAUCGACAGAAGUUUAUAAUCUUCCAGUAAAAGAGGAGGUUAUAUUAAACCAAAACCAAGAUCAAAUAGAAACAGAUUUAACUCAAAAUUACACUGAUAAUUAUGAUUAUGACUCUAAACAAGAGUGGUCUCCUGAGAGUCACAUAAGAGAUAAAACCACUAAAAAGUUGAAGCAAGCAACAAAAGUAACAUGUCACAUUUGUAAUAAAAUUGUAAAUAGAUCAUAUUUCAAAGAACAUCUUACAAUGCAUGAUCCAAACCAUCUUAAAUAUGUUUGUGAUGUUUGUGGGAAAUCAUUCAGAUUGAGAUGUGCAUAUCACAACCACAGUUUACGUCAUAGAGAAGAUUUCCCUUUCAAAUGUCAAUUCUGUCCAUACAGAGGCAGAUAUGCCGAGCUAUUGAAAACACACAUGAGAACACAUACAGGAGACUACAGAUAUAUGUGUACAGAAUGUCCCGCUAGAUUCUUAUUUAAGAGUAACUUAAACAGUCAUAUGUUGAAACAUAAAGAGCCUCAAUUCAAAUGCAAUGCUUGUAAAAGAGCCUUCCACACAGAACAGAUGUUACAAAAACAUUAUGAGGCUGAUCAUUUGGGAAUAAAAAAUCAUGUGUGCAACAUGUGUGGGAAAGCCUUUGGUUACAGAAAUGCUAUGAUGAAACAUCAACGACAUGUUCAUAAAAGGGAAAAGUUCUUAUUUGGCAGAAUGCCCUCAUAUUUAGAAGCUGAACAGAAACAUCAAGAAGAUGGCUGAAACAAUGUUGAAAUGUUAAUCGAAUCCUGAAAAUAAUUGAGAAUUUAAAAUCCGAAUAGAUGCAUAAAAUAUGCUUUAACAAAUAUGAACACAUUCU
This is a messenger RNA of Papilio machaon (common yellow swallowtail), 1207 nucleotides long. RefSeq names its product GDNF-inducible zinc finger protein 1. Gene Ontology annotation, molecular function: chromatin insulator sequence binding; zinc ion binding. Bases 55 to 1110 code for a protein of 351 amino acids. The record is from RefSeq and is a predicted model, not a curated record. Gene Ontology annotation, cellular component: nucleus; chromosome. Gene Ontology annotation, biological process: regulation of transcription by RNA polymerase II. NCBI's taxonomy places the organism in Eukaryota, Metazoa, Arthropoda, Insecta, Lepidoptera, Papilionidae. The transcript has a single exon.